GUGUGACACCCCCAGCCCCCCCCCCCCCCCCGCCCCCUACUGUUAGCAAAGGCUGCUUCCCUCUUGUAGCCCAACUGUUUUACAACCUCUGGAUGUCAAGUCAAGCACGGGAAUGAGAUCGUUCCCCACAACAGGUUGAUGUUUCCCCGCCUCAGGGUUCAAUUCCAAACCGACCGCCUGAGCCAGACGGCCACCCUUCGCCUCUCUGUGAACAGGACAGACCACGUCCGGCUGAAUUGCGGCGCGGCGUCGUCGCCAUGGACACGGAGUCCGCCUACUCUGGCUAUUCCUACCACUCUGGGCGCUCACGGGGUUCCCAUCGGCACGGGGAGAAAAGCCGUGAUCGCCACAAGUCUCGCAGCAAAGACAGCCGCUCUGAAAAAUCAGUCACUAUUAACCCUGCUCCAGCUGAGCCACUGCUGGGUGACGCCGCUGUUCGAGGCGAGCAGGUCCAGGAUGACAACUGGGGCGAGACCACCACGGCUGUGACCGGCACAUCGGAGCACAGCCUCUCCCAGGAAGACGUUGUGCGCAUCACCAAGGACCUGGAGGAGAGUGUGGGGCUGGACUGCCGGCGCUAUUUUACGCUCACGCUCGCCGUCGUCCUGGGCCUUCUGGUCUUCCUCUCGCCGCUGGCCUUCCUGGUGCUCCCCCACCUCCUGUGGCCGGAGAAACUGCAGAGCUGCGGCACGGCCUGCGAAGGCCUCUUCAUCUCUGUGGCCUUCAAGCUGCUCAUCCUGCUGCUUGCCGUCUGGGCGCUCUUCUUCCGGCCGCCACGAGCCAGCCUCCCGCGCCUCUUUGUCUUCCGGGCGCUGCUUGCGGUUCUGGUGCUGCUCUUUGUGGUCUCCUAUUGGUUGUUCUAUGGCGUGAGGAUACUCGAUUCGCAGGAUGAAGACUACCAGGGGAUCGUGCAAUACGCCGUGUCGCUGGUGGACGCGCUGCUCUUCAUUCACUACCUGGCCAUCGUGCUGCUGGAAUUAAGGCAGCUUCGGCCCUACUACUCCGUGUGUGUCACGCGUUCCACAGACGGAGAAACCAGGCACUAUAACUUGGGACAACUCAGUAUUCAGCGGGCGGCGCUGGACGUAUUGGAGCGCUACUACUGUGACUUCGCCAUCCAUAACCCGGCUUUGCUCGUGGCCUCCAAGUCACGCGCCGCCAAACACCUGGCUGGUCUCAAAGUCUAUAACGUCGACGGGGACUUCCCCGCGGCCCCCGCCGAAGGUCCGGGGAACAACGCGGCCACAGGAAUGGCGCACUCGCAGUCCAGAGCCAUGAUUGCAGCUGCCGCCCAUUGCCGGGAUUCCAGCCACAACGAGCUCUACUACGAAGAAGCCGAGCACGAGAGGCGAGUGCGCAAACGGAGAGCCCGACUGGUGGUCGCCGUGGAAGAGGCCUUCACUCAUAUCAAGCACAUGAAGGAAGAGGAGCAGAAGAAAGUUCCGGGAGACGUGAUGGACCCGCGAGAGGCAGCGCAAGCCAUCUUCCCGUCCAUGGCGCGGACCCUCCAGAAGUAUUUAAGGACAACCAAACAGCAGCACUGCCACAGCAUGGAGAGCAUUCAACAGCACCUGGCUUUCUGCAUCAGCAACAACAUGUCACCCAAGGCCUUCCUGGAGAGUUACCUGAAACCAGGCCCGACUUUACAGUACAGCCGGGACCACUGGUUGGCGCGUCAGUGGACUCUGGUCAGCGAGGCGUCAGUCACCAGCGGCCUUCGAGACGGUACCGUCUUUGUCCUCAGGUGCACGGACUUCAACCUGGUGGUGUCCGUCAAGAAGAUCCCCUUUAUCCGCUUGUCAGAGGAGUACAUUGACCCCAAAUCCCACAAGUUUGUUCUACGGUUACAAUCAGAGACCUCCGUGUAGGGGUUUUUCUAGGUCGUGUCAAUUUUUAUUUUUAGAUUUGGACAGAAAUAUGAAUGAUCACAUGUACAUAUGGAGGGAAAAAAAAUAUGUUCUGCAUGUGAUAAGCCUAAAUCAACACUAGAUGGCAACGUUGGGACGUUUAAGGUUGCAAACUUCCGUUUCGAUUGGAUGGACUGGAUCUGAAUUUCUUUCAUUCUCUCAAAUGACCAAAAAGUAUCCACACAAGUCGACUCGUUUUGGAGUCCAGAGCCCAGUUACCACAUCGGCACAUCUUCGGGACUCAUGUCCAUCCUGCCUUGAGGACCAAGUUGGAUAGUUUUAGUUCAGGUGAGAAAAAAAAAAACCAAAAGUGAUUUAUGAUCACUGGAAUCGUGUGUUCAUGUCUCCGGAUCAGGGUUGUACGCUACCGCCCCCUGGUGAACAUUGAACGGAACUACUGAGUGACGAACGCUUUGUCGAUGCCAAUACACUGUAUCUGUUUGCGUGUACACAAACUGUAUGUAUGUAUGUACAGUAGAUAUGUUUACUUACAUCGUCACCUUCAUAAAAUAACGGCCUAUGUCAUUUUU
Messenger RNA from Hippocampus zosterae (dwarf seahorse), 2437 nucleotides. RefSeq names its product VANGL planar cell polarity protein 1 (gene vangl1). Bases 258 to 1868 code for a protein of 536 amino acids. The record is from RefSeq and is a predicted model, not a curated record. Gene Ontology annotation, cellular component: plasma membrane. Gene Ontology annotation, biological process: multicellular organism development. NCBI's taxonomy places the organism in Eukaryota, Metazoa, Chordata, Actinopteri, Syngnathiformes, Syngnathidae. The transcript is spliced from 9 exons.